CCCCCCCCUUCUUUGUCUCUCCGUGCACCUGCAUGCACCCUGGGCAGCCCCGGCUCGUCGGAGAGACGCUGUGCUCAGAGACUGUGCUGCACUAGGAGACCCCAUGGCUUCUGGCCCUCCAUGUCCCUCUGUAGGCCGCAGGCUCAGGCUUCUGGAGCUGCUACUCGGGCCUCUGUUGGUCCUGCUGGUUUCUGGGCUGGAACCAGCUCUGGGUCAGAAGGUCUACACCAACACAUGGGCUGUCCACAUACCUGGAGGUCAGGAGGAGGCUGAGCAAAUUGCCAAUAAACAUGGGUUCAUCAAUCAUGGACAUGUAUUUGGUGAUUAUUAUCACUUCCGGCAUCGUACGGUGGUGAAGAGAUCUCUGUCGGAUCACAGGGGGACAAACGUCCGCCUUCAGAGAGACUCCAAGGUGACUUGGGCCGAGCAACAAGUGUCCAAACGAAGGAAAAAGAGGGAUGUCUUCGAGGAACCGUUGGAUCCCAAGUUCAAAGACCAGUGGUACCUGUACAACAGCAACCACCGUGACUUGAAUGCGAAAUCUGCGUGGCAGUUGGGCUACACAGGUAAAGGGGUGGUGGUGUCAAUCCUGGACGAUGGAAUAGAGAAGAACCAUCCUGACUUGAUGCAGAACUACGACCCGGAUGCCAGCUACGAUGUGAACGAUGGCGACCCAGAUCCUCAGCCUCGUUACACGCAGCUCAAUGACAACAGACAUGGAACGAGAUGUGCAGGAGAAGUGGCAGCAGUAGCCAACAACGGGAUCUGUGGAGUCGGUGUGGCCUACAAUGCCAAGAUUGGUGGUGUUCGUAUGCUGGAUGGUGAGGUGACAGACAUGGUGGAGGCUCAGUCCCUUAGUCUGAAUCCCCAGCACAUCGACGUCUACAGCGCCAGCUGGGGCCCAGAGGAUGACGGCAAAACUGUCGAUGGACCUGCCAAACUUGCCAAAGAAGCCUUUCUGCGUGGAGUUACAGAGGGUCGUAGGGGUUUGGGCUCCAUCUUUGUGUGGGCUUCUGGGAACGGAGGGAGGGAGAAGGACAGCUGUAACUGCGACGGCUACACCAACAGCAUCUACACCCUGUCCAUCAGCAGCUCCACCCAGAACGGCAAUGUCCCCUGGUACAGCGAGGCUUGCUCCUCCACCCUCGCCACCACCUACAGCUCGGGGAACCUCAACGAGAAACAGAUUGUGACGACAGACCUCAAAUCGAAAUGCACAGACUCCCACACAGGCACAUCUGCCUCCGCCCCACUGGCUGCUGGGAUCAUCGCUCUUGCCCUUGAGGCCAAUAAAAAUCUGACCUGGAGGGAUAUGCAACAUCUGGUUGUACGAACUUCUCACCCUGCCCACCUGCUAACCAACGACUGGAGAACAAAUGGGGUCGGGCGCAAAGUUAGCCAUUCAUAUGGAUACGGACUACUUGAUGCCAGUGCAAUUGUGGCACUGGCAGAGACAUGGACCAGUGUGAGGCCGCAACGGAAAUGUGUGAUCACCAUGGUCAGUGAGCCAAGGAACAUUGGCAGCCAUUUGUCGAUUAACAUGAGUGUGGACGCCUGCAUCGGGACAGACAGUCAUGUGACGUCAUUAGAGCACGUUCAGGCCCGGCUCACGCUUUCCUACAACCGCAGGGGAAACCUGGCCAUCCACCUCAUUAGCCCUGCAGGAACCCGCUCCACUCUGCUUCACCCCAGGCCUCAUGACUACUCAUCAGAGGGUUUUAACGACUGGGCUUUCAUGACCACCCACUCCUGGGAUGAAAACCCUACCGGGGCGUGGACACUGGAGAUUGAGAACGUGGCUGGUGCCAGUGACUACGGCACUUUGACCCAGUUCAUCCUGGUGCUGUAUGGCACCGGCUCAGCAUCUUCCAGCUCCUCUGACAAGGCUCAGCCUGUCAAUGGCAACUGUAAGACCUUGGACCUGAGGCAGAUAUGCAUCGAGUGCGACGCCGGCCACUACCUCUUUCAGCAGGGCUGUGUGAAAGAAUGUCCAGCAGGCUUCUCAGUGGGCUCCCAGCCCCUCAACUACACAGUGGGAAACUUUAUAUCAGCCUCCGUCCCAGCCUGCCUGCCCUGCCCACCGCCCUGCCUGACCUGCAGCAGACUCAGCCCUCGGGCCUGCCUGUCCUGCCCUCCUCACAGCUCCCUGGACCCCAUCUCUGGCACCUGCUUGCACCUCAACCAGUACAUGCGCGAGUCCCCUGACAGCUUCAUGAUGGGUCAGGGGAACCCGGGGAUGCAGCUCCAGCUCAACUCCCGGCUGCCCAUCACCAUCGCCGUGCUCAGCUGCAUGGCCAUCAUCGCCACCUUUGCUGGCACCUUCCUGAUGCUGCAACUGCGCUCCGGCGCACUCAUCAAGCUGCCCUCUCUGGAGGCUGGCGGCGGCGGCGGCCUCGGGGGCACUUUCAGCCUUGGGGGAAAUAGGAUGGUGUCAUACCGCGGCAUCCCGACAGUGUGGGGGGAUGAUGGGGUAAAUACAGACUCUGAUAACGAAGAGUUUGACGUCCAUAAUGAGAGGACUGCCUUUAUCAAAACACAAAGUGCUCUUUAAUCCCUCCCCCACAUCCCGCCCUCUCUCCUGCUUUUAAAGUCUUCUCACCCUCAUUUGUCUGAUGAUUCAGAGCUGUGGUAACAACCUUCAUGCAGUCUCUUUUUCUGGUUUACCUGUCAUCUCUUCUUUCCCGUCUCCUUCUUAUGGGGUUCUCCUCUGGGCAUCUGCUGUGGGAGACCUGAAGCCGCGGUCUCUCAGGGCUCAGGAUAGUCUGAGCUCUUCUCUGUUCAUACUUGGGCGCUUCUCUAGCCAUUAAACUGGCUCUCCCUCCUCUUGCCCUCAAUCACUACCAAUAUCUGUCUGUGCUUGGUCCAUUUUCCCCUCCAGUUCCUUUUUUUCCCCCAGGAAAAAAUGAUUAUUUUUUUCUUUUUUCUUUUGUUUCUCUCUUUCCAUCAGUCUCCGUGCAGUAGCCAGACGAGAUUGUUAAAUGUGAGGAGUAGAGAUGUGUGUAUGCGUCUGUGUGAAUGUGAGCGUGUAAAUCUGAUGAGCAGUGUACUGCCCUUUAUAGAGAAGCUAAAGCUGGUCCUGUCACAUUUAGUACUUCAACUUAAAAGUGAUAACAAAACAUCGUAUUAAGAGGCAUGAAAUCGGAUUUGGAAACAUUGAUUCUCCCUGAAGUGUCGUUUAGUGACAACGUCCAAAAUCUGUUCAUAAAAGCACCACUCAUCUGAAGCGAGGCCCAGUGCAUUUAAAGUGUGCACAAAUCAAAAGUAUAAUAGUUGUCAAGGAAAUAUCCUGACUUUAAGAGUUUAAGAUCAUGUGUCACACGUCAGAUAAAUAACACAGACGGUCUGAGAGCCUCUUCUUUCUCUUCAUGUUAAGACAAUGUUAUGUAUUUACUUAAAAAUCCAUCUUCCACACAGUCUUUAUUUUAUCUGUAUAGUUAUUGUUCUGUGAGGGGGGCUUUAGUUAUCUUACUGUGUACACAGUCUAGAAACAUCUCUCUCAGCUCUGGCAGAACAAACUGUGAGUCACACAACCAACAAAGCUUCUUCCAGACUUUUGGGAUUCAAGAUGGACUCAAUUUAUCCCGGUUUGAAAACUUUAAAUUCUCCUGUGCUCAUCUCCUGGGAUGGGAGGGUAUCAAAAAGUACAACAAAUGAAAAGAAGAAACAAAAAACAACAUAUACACACAGGCUACUCGCUCAACCCUGAGGCACAUUCCCUUCCAGGGGCGUUUAAUUUCUGUGUUUGAUGUGCUCACAUCCCGGGGCUGAGAGAGAAGCAGCCGACGUGCUGAUGGGACCCAGAACAAUAUGUGACUGUUGAGCACAAAAGCUUCUCAAAAGCUGCCGGCAGGUGUUGAGUUACCUGUGAUUGAUUCCUUGACGGAGCAGACGCAGUUAACAAUACAUCAAGGCCUCCCCUUUUGUCAUAGCACAUUAGCACUACAAAGAUACAUUAGACGCAUCUCAUAUCAUAAUAACUGAAACUUUGUUAACGUGUGAGAUAGUUUACUGCUGAUGAAAAAUGUCUAUCUGCCCUCUGAAGUGACGGUUUCCUUAACCACUUUGCUUCAUAGUCUCUGCUCUCCUCUUCAAAUCUUGAAUGCUGUUUAGAAAUCCUACGUGGAGACUCCACUUCUCAUCAGUGUCUCUGCUCUUACCCUCCAGUCUUCAUCUAAUCUGAAAUUCAGAUUAUCUCUUCAGCGUACUUGCCAAUUAAUUAUAUUCUGAAUGAUACUGCAGCAACUAUUUAUUCUGAGAGGUUUUAAUCAUACCUUUAGGGAAGAUAGUUUUAAAGUGAUUCUUUUUCUCCUGGGCUGGUUAUCAUCUAAAAUUUGCAUCUCAUGAUUUAACCCAAUGUAGCCAUUUUGAAUCCAUUGAUCACUUUUCCUACUAUGUUGAUUUUUUUUUUUUUUUUUUUAUUUCCAUUACAAAAAAAACAGUGAUACUGGCUGAGAGAGGUUGUCAUGGUGAUGACAUGCAUACAAAAAUGCAGCUGCUCAUCCUUGUUUUUUUUUAUCUACCUCUCAUAUCAUUCAGCAAGGCUUCAUACACCCCUAGAGGAGCUGUUAAAUGAUCAUAGAGGUCAAAUUAUAUGUAGGUCAGAUAUGGCAAUGCUUUUCGGGAAAAGAUUUAAGAGGAUAGGCAUGUUAGUCAAAUUUAUGUUUUAGAAGAGAGACGAGCAAUUUUGAUUCAGAAUCUGUAAACCUGCUGUGUAAAUUCUAGUCCGCUGGAUCUUUUAAAAAAUGUAUUGCAUUUAGGAUCAGCAUUCAUGGGCACCCCCACCUGGGCUGAAAACAGAAUGGGUAGGAAGGUCCAAAGAUCUUGUGGGCCAGCGUUUAAGUGCUAAAUCAACAUGAAAUUGUCACGGGGUUGAAGACCUUUUUGUUCAUAAGUUUGUCACUGACAAUCAAAUAAUUUCCUUGGGUUGAAGGCAAGAAGGUGCACAAGCACACAAAAAAUAAUCGAUUUUAAUUCAACCACUUUCUCUUGCAAAAGCUUUCUCUGAAGGUAUUAUUCAUAAAUAUUCAGAGCUGAAUGUGAUUUGAAUUGCAAAAGUGUGUUCAGAGAGAGAGAGAAGAAAAAAACAUACGAGUUUCCAAACAACAUCCUGUUCAAAAAGAUGGAGAGGAUUGGUAUGUAUGCUCUCAAGCACAGCACCGAGCCAGGAAGCUUAAUUCAUCUCAGAUGGCUAGUGCAGGUGUAGCACAUUUGGCUUAUCGUUGCAGUUUCAACCAGGAAAGCACUAAACGGGAUUGGAAACCAACCCCAGAACGUGGAUUUAAAGAAAGUGCCCUCAAAAAGAACGACGCUAAUGUGGCUGCAGAAUAAUGAGCGUGUCCUGCAUAGCUUUGUGUCACCUACAUUAGUGCCUACUGCCAUUUAGGCUUCGAUUUAGUUUAAGGAGGAUGCUAAUUUAGAAAUGUAAUAACUAAAGCCUCAGACUUGAGCUACGAAAUCUUAUUGACUUCCCAGCUUGGUGUGAAGUGUGUAAACAGAAGAUAAUGGGCUACUGCGGCACCAAAAUUGCUUCCAUAAACUAUUUUCUUACACUCUGGAUGCUAAGAGUUUGCUUUUUUAGAAGAACUGUAGUGUGGGACUUUGACCAAUGCAAUUAGUAUUGAUGCGCAGUCUUAUAAACAUUAUCCAUUGUGCAUCUCCCCUUGCAAAAGAUUUAUAUUGCUUCCACAAAGAAUAGAGUUUCUCCUGAAGUGCAAGUUUUCUGGGGUUUUCAGAGAAGCUUCUGUGGCCCCUUGAGUGCACACACAAAGUGAUUAAUUCAUCUUAACUUGAAGUUGUAUCUGCUACAGCUUGACAGCUGACAAAACUUUAAACUGAUGAACCCGGCGCUUUGAGCGUAAAAAUAUUCAACUUUUAAGAAAACCAUGAAUGCGAGCAGCAUUAAGUAGCUAGUUCUUCCAAAGCACGGGGAGCUGCUGAACACCAUUAGCAGCCAGCUCACUCUUUUCACUGCAAGAAUGUGCUGGAAACUACACACUAAAAAAAGAAAAGGGUCUCUAAUUGUGCCAGCAAGCAGCUCAUCAUCAUAAGGCUGCCACUUCAACGGCACUAAAGUGUGAAGCCUUUUAAUGUAGAAAGUAACAGAAAUGUCCGCAAAUUGUCUCCUCUGGCUAUAAAGAAAAGACUCGCUCAUGGAAGUGACGGAGGCUUUUUUCUUUGUACAGCUGAUUUAUUUCAUGUGGAGCUCGAUGUUGCUUCAGUCCUGCCUUAGGAUGUAGUCAUAAGUGAUCAAUAUGAAGUCUGAUGGAUUUAAUAGGAGCAAUAUCUUUGGCAUAACCAAAGACAAUCAUUUUAAUGCUGUCUGUUUAGUGUCACGACGUGUUGCUUUCAGGUUGUCACAGUCCAUUGACCCCUUUCACUCACGUUCAAAGUGUUUUGUUGACAUCAUUCUGUCAUCUCAGCUUUUUUUUUUUGAAGAUCUGCGAUGACACCCUGUAUGUUCAGCAGCCGUGAAGGGAGGAGGUAGAAUGUAUCCCAUCUCCAUUAACUUAAGGGCUGAAUCAGAUCUGCGUGCGUCCGUGUGUGCACAUGCUUGUUUAAGAAUAAAUGAAACACUUUGUAAUGAGGGAGGCGGGGGUGUUUAGUGGAGCAGCCUCAGACGCCUCUGUUGACCUCCUCCCGCCUCUUGGUGAGGUUCCUGGCUGCACACAGUACCUUACAGAUUUGUGACCUAUGAAUAAUGUACAAGAAUGACUAUCUUACAUGGGACAUAACUCUAAAAUAAGGCCUAUUUUUGUACUAUAUGAAUGGUGCAGUGUAAUUUUCUUGUAAUUUAAAGAUACUCUUGUUUUUCUCCAUUUAUUUAAUUGAUGUCAAUUAUAGAUUCUACUAAAAAAAUAAAGAUCUAUGCAAAUUUGAAUGUGUUUUUAUUAACUAAAAGGUUUUAAAAGUAAAUAUGACUUGGUGUAGGCUGGUGUAUAAGAACUGAACAUUGGUACUAAGAUCCUUUACUCAAGAACCAGAACAACAUGUAAAAAUACUGUUAGUAAAGUCACAGAAGUAAAAGUGCUCAUUCUACACAUAAUUGGCCCCUGUGACUGAUUUAUUAUUAAUUGUUACAUUAUUAGAUUUUUAUACGUAUGCAUCUCUGUGUAAACAGCAUUAUACUGUUGCAGCAGGUCAAGUGGAGAUAUUUUAACUACUUAAUAUGUCGUAAAGUGGAUUAAUAAAUCUGAGUUUGGGAUUGUGAAA
Anoplopoma fimbria (sablefish) is the source of this 7209-nucleotide messenger RNA. It is a transcript of the gene furina, whose product is annotated as furin (paired basic amino acid cleaving enzyme) a. NCBI's taxonomy places the organism in Eukaryota, Metazoa, Chordata, Actinopteri, Perciformes, Anoplopomatidae. Gene Ontology annotation, cellular component: trans-Golgi network; Golgi membrane. Bases 104 to 2551 code for a protein of 815 amino acids. The transcript is spliced from 15 exons. The record is from RefSeq and is a predicted model, not a curated record. Gene Ontology annotation, biological process: peptide hormone processing. Gene Ontology annotation, molecular function: serine-type endopeptidase activity.